Messenger RNA from Racocetra fulgida, 269 nucleotides. The record is from the annotation of a GenBank genome assembly. Lineage: Eukaryota; Fungi; Glomeromycota; Glomeromycetes; Diversisporales; Gigasporaceae.
AAAAUAAUUUAACUGAAAAUUUCUCGGUAGGAGAAAAAGAACAGACGAAAAGCCAAACAAUUAAUUGUUGUGAUUUAACCAGUUUUUUACUAGGGACGGCCGUGGCUCAACAAUUUUGUAUGGAAGCCAUCAACCUUACUGCUAAGUAUUUUCGCGACUGUAAACAGUUCUGUGAAAAUUGUCUCCAAAAACAAUAUCCACAGCCGGUCUACAAUCCCGUUUCUGAACAAUUCUCGGCCUAUCUUGCCGUCGAAGAAAGAAAAAAUUAA